Messenger RNA from Fusarium poae, 546 nucleotides. RefSeq lists its product as uncharacterized. The record is from RefSeq and is a predicted model, not a curated record. The transcript is spliced from 2 exons. Gene Ontology annotation, molecular function: protein binding. NCBI's taxonomy places the organism in Eukaryota, Fungi, Ascomycota, Sordariomycetes, Hypocreales, Nectriaceae. The coding region runs from base 1 to 546 and encodes 181 amino acids.
AUGUCUUCAGGCGGACCAAUUGAGCACACAUGCUUGCGGCGCUUCAAAAGGCCGCCAGAGAUGUUGGCCGCGAGCGCCUUGAUGUCUUGCGCCCUCGUGUGCCUGCCAACAGAAAUCCUUAUCCGCAUAUUCGAAGAGGCGAAUACAAUAGACGCCGUCUGUCUCGCUCUCACCUGUAAGCGUAUUUUCCAAGCCUCGGCCAUGUUGACCAUCAGAGUACCUUCGGUGGCCCACCACAGAGACCUCUUGCCGUCGGCUUGCUCUCACAUCUUUGAGCUUCUCCGGCGAUUCCAGCCUCAAGUUGAUCGCAAAACGCGCUUUUCCGGAAAGAAGAAAAAAUUUGGACUGUGCUUCGAUUGCCUGCAGUACCGACCUCGGAAGAAGACGCAUUGGAGAUGGAUCGCCAGGGAGUAUCGACGGAGCAGGGGAGUGACAGCAGAAUCAUGGAAGAGGGCUGUAGAUAGAUGGUCUAGGACGAGCACAGCGCAGUGUCCGGAAUGUUAUUGCAAGGAGAGGUAUACAGUUUUGCCAGUCCAAGCCAUGUAA